This is a messenger RNA of Cottoperca gobio, 3093 nucleotides long. RefSeq names its product septin 10 (gene septin10). NCBI's taxonomy places the organism in Eukaryota, Metazoa, Chordata, Actinopteri, Perciformes, Bovichtidae. The record is from RefSeq and is a predicted model, not a curated record. The transcript is spliced from 10 exons. Gene Ontology annotation, molecular function: GTP binding. Bases 286 to 1569 code for a protein of 427 amino acids.
UUUCUUACAAUUGUUGUGUAUUUUAUCCCUUAACAUAGUUGAAUGUAUGAAUUGUCGUGAUAAUUUGCCCAAAUUGGUUGAGUUUUAGAUUUAGAGAAAAUUUACAGACUAUAGAUUUAACCUCAUUCCUAUCUUGUUUUGAGGAGUCGAGUGUGCCCAGUUGUCGACGACUGUAGACGCAGUGAGGCGGUCCAGAUCAGGGUACCAAAAAAAGUAGUCGGUUUUUAGUUAGUUUUGUUGUAUUAUUUCUGAAUCUAUCCUUUUUAUUAACUCCUGGCUAAAACGAUGGCUUCUUCAGAUGUUGCUCGGAUGCCGGAUAAAUCAGUCCGGCCCCUCUCCCUAGCAGGCCAUGUGGGCUUUGAUAGCCUUCCAGAUCAGCUUGUCAACAAGUCCAUCUGCCAGGGCUUCUGCUUCAAUAUUCUCUGCAUUGGUGAAACGGGUAUCGGCAAGUCUACCCUGAUGGACACUCUGUUCAAUACCAACUUUGAGAACUUUGAGACAUCCCACUUUGAGCCUCAAGUGAAGCUGCGGGCUCAGACCUAUGACCUACAGGAGAGUAACGUCCGACUACGCCUUACCGUGGUCAACAGUGUGGGCUUCGGAGACCAAAUGAACAAACAAGAGAGCUAUCAGCCGGUCGUGGACUACAUCGACAGGCAGUUUGAGAGUUAUCUACAGGAGGAGCUAAAAAUCAAACGCUCUCUUCACAACUACCACGACUCGCGUGUCCAUGCUUGCCUCUACUUUAUCUCCCCUUCGGGUCAUUCACUCAAAUCCCUGGACCUGGUCACCAUGAAGAAAUUAGACAGCAAGGUGAACAUCAUCCCAGUGAUCGCCAAAGCUGACACCAUCAGUAAGAGCGAACUGCACAAGUUCAAGAUCAAAAUCAUGAGCGAGCUGGUCAGCAACGGCGUUCAGAUCUACCAGUUCCCCCUGGACGAUGAGACCGUCGCUAAGGUCAACACUACAAUGAACGGCCAUUUGCCUUUUGCUGUAGUUGGCAGCACAGAGGAAGUCAGCGUUGGCAAUAAGAUGGUGAAGGCCCGUCAGUAUCCCUGGGGUGUUGUACAAGUGGAGAAUGAGAGUCACUGUGAUUUCGUGAAGCUGAGGGAAAUGCUAAUCUGUGUAAACAUGGAGGACCUGAGAGAGCAGACACACACUCGACACUAUGAACUCUAUAGACGCUGCAAACUGGAAGAAAUGGGAUUCCAGGAUACGGACCCAGAGUGCAAACCUGUCAGCUUGCAGCAGACUUAUGAGGCCAAGCGCCAGGAGUUCCUGGUGGAGCUGCAGAAGAGAGAGGACGAGAUGAGGCAGAUGUUUGUGCAGAGGGUGAAGGAGAAGGAGUCUGAGCUGAAGGAGGCAGAGAGAGAGCUGCAAAGUCGUUUUGAGCAGCUGAAGCGCCUCCAUGCGGACGAGAAAGGAGCUCUGGAGGAAAAGAAGAGACACCUGGACGACGACCAGAGUUCCUUCGGCAAGAGACGAGCUGCCGCCCAACUCCUGCAGGCUCAGAGCCUCACCUCCAACGGCAAGAAGGACAAGGACCGCAAGAAUUCUGGCUUCAUGUGAAGACGUUGGGCUCUGAAGUACACUCCAGUAGAACCAGUGACAUUCUGGCCACAUCCUUUCCAGCCCUUUGUGGCCAGUCUCCAACACUAACCAGGAAAAGCCCACACAAACCAGCAGUGUGUGUGUGUGUGUGCGAGUGCGUGUGUGUGCAUGUGUGUUUGUGUGCGCGAGUGUGGGUUUGUGCCAAAGUUUAAAGACUGUACCCAUGAAUCCUGUGUACACUUUCCUCAAUGAUAUGUUUAAUCUGCUUUGUGGGUGUUAUACCUCCUGUGUAAUAUUUUAUAUUUAUCCUUUUGUUUUUAUAUAAAAACAUCUUUUUCCAUAUACCUCCCUACUUUUUAAAAACAUUUUUUACUUGUGCCCAGACUGAGGGACACCUCACACAGCCUCCUCCCUAGAUGCUGUACAUACAUGUAAUCUGUCUGCCAUAUCUUUAGUGUGUAUUAAGAACACUCUUUGUCUUGUAAAUGCAGUCUUUUGGCUUUGCUAAUGAGAAAAACAUCUGCAACAUGCUUUUAAUUUAUUCUAAAGCCUCUUUCAGACAUGCUCUUCAUGUGGAAAUUCACAUUUUUGUCUCAAUGUCUAGAUAAAUGCCAGAGUUCCAUAAGAGGCGAGCAGGUCAUUAGUAAAGCCUCAGAGAUAAACAAUCUCUUUAUUAUGUUUUUCAUCUCACAGCUGUUCUCCAGCAGUGAAUUGAGAGCAUUGCAGCUCUGUGUAAUAGUCCUAUCAUGUUUAAAUAGAGCCGUCACAGAGUCUCCACUGGGACCUUUCGAUUUUGAACAGAUUUGUAGGUAAAUCCAGCUCUGUAACAGAAUCCAUGUCUGAAAGUUGAUCUAAUGCAUUCAUCAGCAAGAGUUGUCAUAAUCAGGGUCACAGGGCAUUAUAGUUCCUUAUCCUUUUUCUGUAUUAUGUCUGAUUUAAAAAAAAAAUAAAAAAAGAAUUCUCACACCUCCUUGAUGCUAUAAACUUUAACUACGAGCAGCAGCAUUACAAACGGCAGCAGGAGCCACACUGAUCCUCCUGCUGCUCUUCCAAAGGGACUUCUCUUGUCCAAUCCCAGUUUUCUAGGCAGAGGAUAUUGUGCUUUGUUUGCUCCCUUAUUUUCUUACUGAAACAAACAGUUGAAGUUUGCAAUGCAGUCUGUCUGAGAGCUCACUCAUGGGGGGGGAAAUGUAUCACGUCGAAUCAGUGUUUGUUGAUGGGAAGAUACAUUUGUGACUGUAUUUUUAAUCAUUUCUUUUCUUCACCUCUGGAAUCACUAUGAGACCGGGAACACUUUACAGUACAGAGUAAACUACAACAGUAAAGUGAUUUUUAAACCAACAUUUACUCACAAACAUUGCCACUUUAUAUUUUUACACUAGUGCUUAACAUGUGUUAGUGCCUUAUCUGUGUGAAGCUUACUUACACUAUCCACUUAACUUGUACAUCCAGGGAUACACACCGAUGCCUAAUGGAGUAACGCUCGCCUGAGACGCUUUUGUACUACACUUGUAUUUAAGGAAUAAACAGUGUUAUUUGGGA